CGUGGUGUCCACGUAGUACUCAUACAUGCGCGCAUAUAACCGUGUACAUGUGUCGCAUCCAUCCCGGAAAAAAUAGACACGCGAUGGAAAGCGUAAAUAUUUACAUCUUUUGAAUGGUCGUCGGCGUAAUUUUUUUUUAUUUGUAAAUCAUGAUUGACGGCAACAUCUCGAUGGAGGAGGACACGGAAUUACGGGACUUGGUGGUGCAGACUCUGGAGAAUAACGGCGUCCUUGCGAAAAUACGGGCGGAACUCAGAGCGAGUGUGUUCCUGGCGCUGGAAGAACAGGAUUCGGUGAUGAAUCCUGAACCACUUCUUAACAAAACUGUAAAGCAGUACCUGUCUAAUUCAGAAGGAAAAUUACUGUUUUCCUUGGUUAGAGAAUUCCUAGAAUAUUUUGGACUUGACUAUACAAUAUCUGUGUAUGAUCCUGAGACAUACUUUGGAAAAGAGUACAACUAUGUAGGGAGAAAUAAAUUGUGCGAAGAAUUAGGUAUUGAUUCAACUGAGCCAUUGCUAGGAGAAAUCCUGAAGAAUAGUGGUGCUUUUAAUUUACAAAAGAAUAAAAGUAGCAACAGACACAACGAGACAGAAGAAGAAGUUUCCACAAAUUUCGCAAAUGCAACAUUUGAGGUGUCCGUUCCUAAGAUAGUUCAUAACGAAUCCGUGUCGUCGCUGAACGACAAUGACUUCUCUGAAAAGUUGGAGAGCAUUUCCGAGCACAGUCCAAAAGUUCCAAUAAAUGUGACAAUAACAGACAAAAAGUGUAAAGAUCCGCAGCUUUAUAACAUUUUAACGGAAACGUUGGAUCAUCACGAACACGAAUCCAGAGAGAGUACAACAGACAUUGAGGGAAUUAAAGAUGAUAGGAAUAACGCGCAUUCUGACAGCAGCACCGAAAAUUCACCGGGCUCGUGUGCGACGAUGAACAAUCUGGUAGAGAAGAUCGAUACUGUGUGUAAUCCAACGGGUCCACUGAACAAAUCCGAGUCCUUAAUUAAGUUCGACGACUCCGUGUCGCUCGACACACAAACAAAUCAAAAUGAAAAUAUAAUUAAGCAGAACAGUAUAAAUAGUUCCGAUUUAAGUGUAGAGAAUAAUGUACAAAGUAAAAGACCGGUUAACACGGGAAACAAUCUUGGUAAAACCAUAUAUUUUGACGAGAUUAUUGUUGGCGGUGAGCGAAAGAACGUUAGUACAAUCAAUAGAGCCGAAUCGUUUUUGGAAAGUUUGCCUGCCAUAAAUCAGAAAGCCAAUUCUAUAUUCGGCGAUCUGCCCCCGUUGAAUGGCAAAAAAGCUAACAUCAACGAUCUGAAGGAAUUAAUGGAUAUUGGCCUUGGCACAGACAGUAUAGACAACUACGAAGAGGACUUUGUGUCGUCUGCAUCCGGUAGUGCGAAUGAACAAAGUCCUUUCAAGGAACCGAGUAAGAUGGACAGUCCUUUCAAAUCGCAAACGAAGAAAGAGGAGAAACCACCGAGUGCUCGUACUGAGGAUCUGAGCGAAGAGAUCGAAGAAGAAGACGAGAUCUUGAGUAGUACUUCCUGCCACGAAGAUACGAAUACGGAUAAGAAUAUAUCAAACUUUGCGACGGGUAUUACCGCGGAUUAUACAUAGAGGAGAUAUAAUUUUCAAUCAUGUUACUUAUAAGUCCUGUGUAAAAGAGAGUUUUUUGAGAGUUGUUUCUUUCGUAUAUAUAAUAUCGACAAGUUCGUCGUCGGAGCGUCACGGGUGUGUCUGUUAAUUGACUGCCGUGAGAAAAUUCAGGAAAACUCACAGAAUUGAACUUAUAGUUUCUAAUAAAGGCACUGCCAAGCUAUGGCUCAAUACUUAUAAGUUGCGCUGUAAACGUAGAAGGGAAAUGUCUGAUGCGUAUUUUCAGAGAAGUGACGUAUUUUUGUAUACGGUUUGUAAAAAAACAGCAAUACGCUACACAAAACUAUAACAGUUCGCAAUUACAAUACGUACAGAGUAGAACAAAGAUAUUAGCAGUUCCUGAAAAAUAGAUUUUUUCUAACAAAUAUCACAUAAUUAAGAGACAAAGAAACAGUAUAACUAAUUCACUUUAUUAAUGAACGUGUAAAAUAUAUUUUUACGAUUUAUUAUUGUGCGUAGGAAAGUGAAAAACCAUGUGUGUUAAUUACAAUAACAAAAACGAAACAAAAAACAAUAAAGUAAAUUACGUAUAUUACUUGUAAAAUUUAUUAUAUUUUGGAGUUUCGCGUAUUUUAAUGGAAUUUUAAUAACGAUGAAUUGAACGGAUAAAUCGUUUGAUUUGUUUUUUUAUACAUUUGACUUCAGACAGACUGCCUUCUACGUUAUUAUGUAAAAGUAUGCCUAGUAUUAUUACUCAUACAAGCAAAUUACAGGAAUGUUACAAUGGUAACUUUAAUAUUAGAGAGGAGUUGUGAAAAACACGAGUUACUACUUAUUAUUGAGUAACUUGAUUUCUCUCUUCCACCUUUUUUUAAGAAAAAAAAUCUUUCUCUAUACUAGUGUUUGUGUUUACUUUAAAAUAUCUCUUUGCUUUUAAUUUUACGACUGAACAUUUCUAUUACCUCAUUUAUAUACAUGUAUAAAGUUACUCUGGUACAUAAUAUUGUAACAAUUAUUAAAAAAAUGUAUACAUUAUAUCAGGAGAAAUCACAUCCGUCUAAACAAAAAAAAAAAAAACAAAAAAUGGAUUGCCUAAAAAGAAUCCAUCAAAUUAUUCUUUCGAAUAUAAUGGUGCUAAAUGUUUAAAACUGAAGUUAUUUAUGAGAGUUGACGUUAUCUAAGAAAGAAAAAAACAAAAAGAAAUUAGGUGCUUAAUAUAUAUUUUCUUGCAUCUGUAUAUUUCGCAGAAAGUUUAUUAACGAAAACCGCGUAGACUAGGGUACUAAUUUUUUAGGUAAUCCGAUUCAAUCGAAAAGAAAACAAACAAAAAAACACAUUUUAACGUUGACAUAUAAAUCUGUCCAUGUAAGAUGCAAUAACUAAGUACAACUCUGAAAUGGAUCAACUAAAUGCUUGACAAAUCAAAAUCUUUUUUAUAUAAAAAACGCGUAGUCAACCAUCUCUCUUUAUCAAAGAAAUUUUCAUUGACGGCUGGACUACUUUGUAUUACCGAUAACUAAUAUAUAUGUAAUUAUUAAUUAGAAAUGUCCGGUUUGAACAAAGAAAUUCCGUCACUAGAUAACGCAAUUGUUUGUCGAAGAUCAAAUAUAUAAUAUUUAUCACGUACAAAUUUAUUAGAUGUUGAAUGAAAUUGAAUAAGAAAAACAAAAACGUCUCAGAAAUACUUAAAUAUAUGUUUGCAGCAUAGUUUUUUUUUUUAUAUAUAUACUUAAAAACAUGUAUUCUUAGUGUAUUUUUAAUUUUUCUUAAAACUUGUAUGUAAAGUACGAAAUCGCACUCGCACAGCGUUACAUGUUGCAAGGCAAAUUUAUUUUUCGCGAGAUAGCAACACACUACAUAUAUAUUUAUAUACAAGUGACGAAAUCUCUCAGUUCGAACUUCUGUAUGUAUCCCACUACGUAUAUUUAUAAAGAAAACAAAACAGGUGUGUUCCUGGCCAAUCAGCGUGGUUACAUUCUAUUAUCGAUACAGUAAUUUUACGAACAACGGGAUUCAGGACUGCAUUCGAACAUUCCUACGCUCUAUAGAAUCUUAGAAGAUUGCACAUUCCAUUGUUAAUAAGAAUUAUAUAGUUGUAACUUUCGUUGCUUUGUUACCAUUAGCAAGCACGUUUGCAGUAUAAGUAUUUCUCAUUAAUAGACCGUAAGAGAAACAGUUUAAGGAGCAUUUUGUAGUUUAUACUUCAAGAAACUUUUAUUUACAUUUUCGGAGCAGCAGGAAGUUUUUAGCAGGAAUAAUUGUAUGAUGUGGGCAAUUUUAGGUAAACGAAAAAAUUUCAUCUAUCUGUAUAUAGACCAAACGUUACACAUGCUUAUGCAUAAAUUUUUCUCCUUUUUUUAUAUAAAGAAUUUAUCUCUUUAAACAUCAUAUUGCGGUUGUUACUAAAUAUGAUAUACAAACACAGUGGUAAGAUGCAUGUUUCAUGAAGUAACGAACUUAAAGUUUUUUCAGGCUAGUUAGCUGUUUUAUAGAUAUUCAUAAUCCACAUAAAA
Messenger RNA from Pseudomyrmex gracilis, 4108 nucleotides. RefSeq lists its product as uncharacterized. The coding region runs from base 150 to 1616 and encodes 488 amino acids. The record is from RefSeq and is a predicted model, not a curated record. The transcript is spliced from 6 exons. Gene Ontology annotation, cellular component: centrosome. Lineage: Eukaryota; Metazoa; Arthropoda; Insecta; Hymenoptera; Formicidae. Gene Ontology annotation, biological process: microtubule anchoring.